CACCCCCCUGAGCGAGCUCUCCUGGUCCUCCUCGCUGGCUGUGGUGGCCGUUUCCUUCUCCGGGCUCUUCACCUUCAUCUUCCUCAUGUUGGCUUGUCUGUGCUGCAAGAAGGGCGACGUCGGCUUCAAGGAGUUUGAGAACGCGGAGGGGGACGACUAUGGCGCGGAGUUCUCGGCCCAGGGCUCGCCGGCGGUGCAGAAUGGCCCCGAGGUGUACAUCCUGCCCCUCACCGAGGUCUCGCUGCCCAUGUCGAAGCAGCCGGGGCGCUCAGUGCAGCUGCUCAAGUCCGCGGACCUGGGGAGGCACAGCCUGCUCUACCUGAAGGAGAUCGGGCACGGCUGGUUCGGCAAGGUGUUCCUGGGCGAGGUGAACUCGGGCAUCAGCAGCACCCAGGUGGUGGUGAAGGAGCUGAAGGCCAGCGCCAGCGUCCAGGACCAGAUGCAGUUCCUGGAGGAAGCCCAGCCAUACAGGGCUCUCCAGCACACCAACCUGCUGCAGUGCCUGGCCCAGUGCGCCGAGGUGACCCCCUACCUGCUGGUCAUGGAGUUCUGCCCGCUGGGUGACCUGAAGGGCUACCUGCGGAGCUGCCGGGGGGCCGACUCCAUGACGCCCGACCCCCUCACCCUGCAGAGGAUGGCCUGUGAAGUGGCCUGUGGCAUCUUGCACCUGCACAAGAACAACUACGUGCACAGUGACUUGGCUUUGCGGAACUGCUUACUCACUGCCGACCUGACUGUCAAGAUCGGGGACUACGGCCUCUCGCACUGCAAGUACAAAGACGACUACUUCGUGACGGCCGACCAGCUGUGGGUGCCGCUGCGCUGGAUCGCGCCCGAGCUCAUCGACGAGGUGCACGGCAACCUGCUCAUCGUUGACCAGACCAAGGCCAGCAACAUCUGGUCGCUGGGCGUGACCAUCUGGGAGCUGUUUGAGCUGGGCAGCCAGCCUUACCACCACUACUCGGACCGGCAGGUGCUCACCUACGCCAUCAAGGAGCAGCAGCUCAAGCUGCCCAAGCCCCAGCUGAAGCUGUCGCUCUCCGAGCGCUGGUAUGAGGUGAUGCAGUUCUGCUGGCUGCAGCCCGAGCAGCGCCCGACAGCGGAGGAGGUCCACCUGCUGCUCUCCUACCUGUGCGCCAAGGGGGCCACGGAGGUGGAGGAGGAGUUCGAGAAGCGCUGGAACUCCAUGAAGCCCAACAGCAGCUCCAGCACCAGCCACCACGGCGCCGAGGUCUCGUCCUUCCCACUGCUGGAGCAGUUCUCCGCCGACGGCUUCCACUCGGAUGGGGAUGACAUCCUGACGGUCAUGGAGACCAGCCACGGCCUCAACUUUGAGUACAAGUGGGAGCACACUAAAGCUGAGCACUUCCAGGCACCCCCGGGGGCCCUGAGCCCCAGCAGCGCCGCCCAGUACCAGGACCUGUACUACCCGGCCACCUCGGUGGGGCGGCUCAGCCUCGGCGUCUCGCCGUCCUGCUACGAGUGCAAGCAGCAGGGCUGCCAGAGCCUGCACACGCCUGGCGUGUUGCCCAUCCUGGGUGCCCACAGCCCCUCGCUCAGCAACGAGUACUACAUCCGCAUCGAGGGCCCCGCGGAGGGUGGCCCCGAGCUGGACUACACCAUGUGCUCCUACAGCCCCGACUACGAGGGCGGCUCCCCGGAUAAGGCGCCCUGCUGGCAAGCCAAGGGGGACCCCGGCAGUGGCAUGUACGACUCGGACAACAGCCCCACCGUCUCCCUAAGCAUGGAGCCCCUCCUGGGCCACGCGCCCCCCAGUGAGAGCUCCUGGGAGCACGCCGAAUACUACCCCUACCCCAGCCGUGGCAAGGAGCGCCACUACUACGAGCCCUCCCCAAGCGAUGGCACCGACCAGUACCUGCUGGAGGAGCCCCCGGAGGCUGCCAGCAAAGCAUGGCCAGUGCCCGGCUUCCACAAGAGCAUCUUCCAGGACCCCCUGGGCGUCUCGCCGUCGGUGAACUGUGCCUACAGCCCCCGCCGCUACAAAGAGCCUGACCUUGCUGGGAGACGGCUGGACUACUUGGGGCAGAGCGCAGCCGGCGGGACCCCCGGAGCCAGGCCGGACUGUGUCACGCUGGAGCUGGGCGAGGAGAGCCCCUGCGGCAGCCCCGGGCGCCGGAGCCAGCAGGCGGGGGACGAGGCCUUCCUGGAGGAGGCGAGCCCCAUGGCUCAGCACUGGACCUCCAACAGCUCGGCCAACAACAACAGCAGCAACUGCGCCCCGCCGCCCUGUGAGCCCCCCGCCAACGACAGCUGGUGCUACCGCCACAUGAUCACCUUCCGGGGGCUCAUGGCUGAGCCCCUGGGCUCGGUGCCGCGGGACGAGGCCGAGCUCGAGGACUCUCCGCCGGAGUGCCGGAGCCCGCUGCUCAGGGGCUUCCGGAGAGCGCUGCGGGACCAGCCCCUCGCCAAGGACGGCGGCUUCCGGCCAGACCCCGUGGAGCACAUGGCUCUGGCCACCAUGGAGGACUCCUCGGCCACCUCCUCCUCCUCCUGCUCCCCCUCCCCGCACUGCCUGGACUGGGAGAGUGGUGACUCACGCGCCUGCGGUCACUCGGAUGCGACGGCCCUGGCAGGCGUCCCCAGCGCACCACGUGCCUCAGGCGCGGAGCUCCCGGCUGACCCGGUGGCUGGAGCCGGGGCCCAGACAUGUGCCUACGAUGCCGGCACGGUGCCGAGACCUGCUGAGAGAGAGGAGGGGAGCUGCCGCGCCCCGACGCCGCAGCCCAGGGCCAUGCAGCUGCCGGGGCUGGUGGAUUCGGUGCUCGCAGAGGUGGGGGUGCCGCUCCAGCUCGCUGAGAGCCCGGCUGGGCCGGCCGAGGCAGCAGCCCUUGCUCUGGAGGUGGGGGAGUGGACCGUCCCUCCUGCCCAAGCGGAGGGGGAGCCUUGUUCCGACUGUUCCCGCGUCUCCUCGGAGGCCUCGGAGGCAUCUAGCCAGGCCCCAAGAGACGUGACCGUGGAGAGUGGCAAGAGCCUGACCAGCGACCUGGACCGGACCCCGGACAAGACGUUCUCUAGCGCCAGCUUCCCCGACACGGAUGAGGGCAGCGACGAGGACACCACGGAGCUCACCUCCGGCAUCUUCACCGACUUCUCCAGUGACUACGUGGAGCGAGCAGACACGGCCCCGUCUUUCAAGUCCCUGCAGAAGCAGGUGGGGACACCGGACUCCCUGGAAUCGCUGGACAUCCCGUCCACCGCCAGCUCCUGCGACGUCUUCAGCCCCACGGCUUACGCCCCUGCCAGCCAGCCCAAGGCCCUGGACAGCGGCUACGACACUGAGAACAACGAGUCCCCCGAGUUCGUCUUGAAGGAGCCGCACGAACCCCGGGAGCCGGAGACCUUUGCCCCGCUGGGGAAGCCGCCCGCAGGCGAAGGGGACGACGCGGCCUCGGAGAUGCGGCUGUCCUCGUCCUUCAGCACCGAGCUGCAUGGCCUGAGUGAGAAGAACCCGUACCGCGACUCUGCCUACUUCUCCGACUACGACGCGGAGGCGGAGCGGUACCCGAAGGAGGAUGAGGACAGUGAUGGGUCCGAGGCCCAGGAGGAGGAGAGGGGCUUCUCCCACCUGGACUUGGAGGACUUGGGGAGCGCGGCGAGCCAGAGCAGCACUGGGGAGGAGACGUCUCUCCCCUGCGACACCCCCGAGAGCUUGCAGAGAGCUGCCAGCGUUGCAGAGGCCUCCAUGGAGGUCGAAGCUCCUGGUGGAAAUGUUGCAGCUGCGAAGGAAACCCUGGGUUUGGGGGCUUCCCCCUCGCCGCCAGCACCCGUGGUGGACGCUGCUGCCGAAGCCGAGGACAGGGUCUCAGGCCCCGAGCUGGACUCAGAUGGCUCCAGAGAGGCAGACGGAAGUGAGCGCCCCCCGGCCCCCAGCCUCCCUGCAGGGCCCGUGCCAUCCAAAGUCUUCUUUCUGUCUCCAGUGGUUAUGAGCCCAGAGGACGCAGCUCCCUCAAGCACUGGCAUCGGCAGCCACGUGCCGGAGCGGGUGCAAGACACCGAGGCCGGUGCUGGGCCGGUCGUGGUGCCCGGCUCCGAUCCCGGGGAGCAGGAGCAAGUUUUGGAAGGGGAAGCGCAAGAGAAAUGCCCCAGCACGGCCCCCGCGGAGGACGCGUCGCCCACUCAGGCUCCCCAGCUGUCUCUGGACCUCUCCACGCUGCAGCCCCCCCGGGAGCCACGGCGGGACGAGCCGGAGGAGGAGGAGGAGGACACGGAGGACAGCGACGAGUCGGACGAGGAGCUGCGCUGCUACAACAUCCAGGAGCAGAGCGAGGAGAGCGAGGACGAGCCGGCGGCCGUGCCCAUCGUGGUGGCCGAGAGCCACAGCGCCAGGAACCUGCGCAGCCUCCUCAAGAUGCCCGGCCUGCUGCCCGAGACCUUCUGCGAUGACCUGGAGCGCAAGAAGAAGGCCGUGUCCUUCUACGACGAUGUCACCGUCUACCUCUUCGACCAGGAGAGCCCCACGCGGGACCUCGGCGACCCGACUUUCCCCGAGGCGGCCGAGUCUUCGCCGCAGCCCGUGCAGAACGACGAUUCGGGCCCCCCGAGCCCGGCAGACCAAGCGAACGCCUCCGACAACUCCUCGGAUGGGAACGCCUCGGAAGAGAGUGGCGGAUUUGAGUGGGACGAUGACUUUCCGCUCAUGCCCGUGAAGUCGUCCCUCAUGUCCUCGCUGACGGUGACCGCGGUGGUGCCUGACCCAGCUGUCACCCCCCUGCCCGCACUGGUCCCCGUCCAGAAGCAAGCGCUGCCCAUCCAGCUCUCGCGGUUCACGGUCUCGCCAGCCCCAGUGUCCAGAUUCUCCAUCACGCACGUCUCCGACUCGGACAUGGAGUCCAUAGGAGCAGCUUCCACUGUUUUUCGUGGCCACCACCAGCAACUUAUCAUCGCUCAGGAUCAUGCUUCGUUAUGCACAAUUAUAGUCUUCUGUGGGGGGUGGGACCUAGGACCCUUGGGGGCUGGGGGUGGCCCAAGGCCUGGGCUCUCUGUGACUGCCAGCUGGUAGCUGGGUGCAGUCCUGCGGCUCGGAGGAGCUUGGUGGCCUGCUGCGGAGUGGUAGAGCCAGGGGUUGAAUGCCUGCUUUUGUGCCUCUUGGCUGGGCUGGACAGCUGCUAUCUUUGGCAGAUGGAAGAGCUGAGUUUUGGCUGCAUACGUGGCCCACCCCCUGCUCCCCCCACCCCUGGCACCAGGGCUUUCCAAAAGAAAGCAGCAGAAAGAGAGCAGGGAAGCAGGAACUUGAAGUCAGGGGUGUUUCAGGCAGGCGCCCACCACCAGGCUGGCUCAGUUAGCCCAGCAGUUGAGGGUUUUGGAGGGGCAGGGCCUGCUCGAAGGGGCCCACGAUGGCCCGAUGGCUCU
Molecule: messenger RNA, 5370 nt
Organism: Gavialis gangeticus (Gharial)
Lineage: Eukaryota; Metazoa; Chordata; Crocodylia; Gavialidae
Gene: LMTK1
Product: apoptosis associated tyrosine kinase
Exons: 13
Coding region: 86-5020 (1644 amino acids)
Biological process (GO): brain development; peptidyl-tyrosine autophosphorylation
Molecular function (GO): ATP binding; protein tyrosine kinase activity
Source: RefSeq, a predicted model, not a curated record